Molecule: messenger RNA, 273 nt
Organism: Rotaria sp. Silwood2
Lineage: Eukaryota; Metazoa; Rotifera; Eurotatoria; Philodinida; Philodinidae
Source: the annotation of a GenBank genome assembly
AUGACAUCAGCUGCUUCAAUUACCAUUCUAUUAGUACUUUUGGUUGUCGGUUCGAUCAAAGCUGGAUCAGAAGAACGUCGUGAAUUUCUUGAACACGAAGGUAAAUGUCCAUCUUAUAAUUUACCUAUUACUAUUAUGUGUCGUCGUCGUGUUUGUCUUCCUGAAGAAUUAAUUCCACUAUGUAAAAUGGAUGGUAAUUGUCCAACAACACAUAAAUGUUGUCGUCCAUUAUGUUCAUGUACAGAUCGUUGCGUUACAGCUGUUCCUAAAUAG